AUGAACACCAGCAUUGCAACUGUCGGAGGCUCCUCCGGUGGUUCAGCCAACUGUGGAAAGCAAGGCAGAACGCAUAGAACAGGUGCAAAGUUCACGGAGAAGUGGGAUUUGUGCUACGCCUUUUCCAAGCAUGGCUCCUGCAAAGACAAGAACUGCCAAUGGAGGCAUGAGCUGCCGAAGAAGGAGGAGACCAAAGAAGCAAAAGAGGUCAAGGAUGCCAAGGAGGCCAAACCAAAGUCUCGGCCUCGAGUCGAGAGGAAAGAAGAAGUCCAAAGCCUGAGCAGAGGCAUCAGCGGCUUCCACCGGCAGCUGGCGGCAGCAGUUACAGAAGACAUGGAGCAAGAUGCGGCAGGACAAAUCGUUACACGAUGGAAACACCACUACAGAUGGCCAAUCGACAGCAAGAGUAAGCCUGGUGGCUAUGGCUACGGCUAUGGAGCAAGCCGUGACGAAGAGACCAGCAGCGAGUCAAGCAGCGAAUCUGAGAGCAGCGAUAGCAUAGCAUCUGAGGUCGAAGUGGAGAGCAUUCCCAAAGCACCUGAAGCUGUCAAAGGAAGCACUGAGACUUUGCCAAAACGGCGGAGCGUCACGUUCAAAGAGGAGGUCUUGAUCCUGACAGACUCGGCCCGUGAAUUCACGAAGCUCAGCGUCAGACAAGGCACACUCAGAAAGCGCUUCAAGGAGCCCCCACCUGCUGGAAAGCUCGUCAGAACCAAUGAGGGUGGCAGAGCACUCAAAUCCCCACCUCCCGAGAGAAGUUUUCUCGGCGAGCCGACAGAGAUGCCAAGCCUGAAAAAAAAGCGGAAGCCGCAAGAAUCGAAGGUGUCAGAGGAUGGUCGAAAAAAGAGAAAUCGAAAAGAGAAGAGUCGAAGCCCUGAUGGCUCAGCUACAGGGCCGCAAAGAGAUGAUACAGCCAAUGCGGCGAAGGAACAGAUAGUAAGAGAGGAGCCGAUGGCAGACGCAGACAUGUCGCAUGUGCACCUGCAAAUCCAAAAGCCGAAGGAAGAUGGCGAGUCAAUCCAAGAGAGCAUCCAGGAGGAGAAAAGUACAAAGACAAACAAUAAUGAGAAGAAUGACCAUGCGCAGCGGGGACUCAAGGAGAGGGGCGAGAGUGGCACGCGGGGCAUGCAGCAUGUCAACGUCGUGCCAGAGCAGCAGGAGAGACGUACAGAGGAUGUUGCUGACCCGCCAAAUCACGCAGCCCCUGCUGUGUUGAUGCCCACUUCGGCACAAUGCUGUGACCACGUGCAGGCUGUGUCGGAAGAGACAAGUCAGGAAGAAAGGCCAGGCCCCCCUUCGAAGAAGGUGCCCUGGAACCACGAGAGGCUGCAGCACGCCGACUUAGAGGAGCCAAGAGCACGGGUAACAUCCGACCAAGAGGCCAAGAAAGCUCCGACACGUGGGAUACGACUUGCAGAGGAAUGGAGGCCGCCACCUCCACUUCUCCUGCCGAAGGACAUCCAAGUGUGGAAUGCCUCUGAGUAUCGCGGCACGGAGUUGAGAGCGAGAGCAAAGUCUCGCCAGCAUCCCCAGCGGCAAGUUGAGGAGCCAAGAGCACGGGUAACAUCCGACCAAGAGGCCAAGAAAGCUCCGACACGUGGGAUACGACUUGCAGAGGAAUGGAGGCCGAGACGGCCAAGUCUUGACGCCAAGUUUGAUAAAGAAAAGAAUAAAAGAGCUUAG
Molecule: messenger RNA, 1683 nt
Organism: Symbiodinium natans
Lineage: Eukaryota; Dinophyceae; Suessiales; Symbiodiniaceae
Source: the annotation of a GenBank genome assembly